Molecule: messenger RNA, 462 nt
Organism: Didymodactylos carnosus
Lineage: Eukaryota; Metazoa; Rotifera; Eurotatoria; Philodinida; Philodinidae
Source: the annotation of a GenBank genome assembly
AUGGGCGAUAUUCAUGAACGAACACUUAUCUUGGUCAAACCCGAUGGAGUUGCACGUGGUCUGACUGGAGAAAUCAUCAAACGAUUUGAACAUCGUGGAUAUAAACCUGUUGCAAUAAAAUUACUUUUGCCAACAAAAGCUCUUCUUGAACAACACUAUGAAGAACACAAAGGCAAAAAAUUCUACGAUGCGUUAGUUGCAUUUAGUGAAAGUGGCCCAGUAGUUGCCAUGGUUUGGGAAGGAUUCGGAGUUAUAGCUAAUGCCCGAAAAAUGCUAGGAGCAACUGAUCCAGCCAAAGCUGAACCAGGAACAAUUCGUGGCGAUCAUGCUAUUGCAACCGGACGAAAUGUUGUUCAUGGAAGCGAUUCAGAGAAAGCAGCUAAACGUGAAAUCGAUUUAUGGUUUCGUCCAGAGGAAGUUACAAGAUGGACAAGUGCCGCUGGAAAAUGGAUACAUGAAUAA